Molecule: messenger RNA, 1206 nt
Organism: Abrus precatorius (Indian licorice)
Lineage: Eukaryota; Viridiplantae; Streptophyta; Magnoliopsida; Fabales; Fabaceae
Product: protein indeterminate-domain 7-like
Exons: 3
Coding region: 33-1130 (365 amino acids)
Cellular component (GO): nucleus
Molecular function (GO): DNA-binding transcription factor activity
Source: RefSeq, a predicted model, not a curated record
UGUUUUCCUACCAAAAUUUAACAUAUAUACAGAUGAUGAAAGGUUUGGUGGUGGAGGAAAAUAUGUCCAAUUUGACGUCUGCAUCGAGUGAAAUAAGUGGUUCUUCCGGAACCAGAUAUGACAACACUUCUGAUCUCUAUUAUGCUCAGUACUCUUCUGCUUCAAAUCAAGAACCACAACUCAAAAGGAAGAGAAGAGUUCCGGGCCACCCAGACCCUGGGGCAGAAGUGAUAGCCUUGACUCCACAGACCCUUUUGGCAACAAACCGGUUCUUUUGUGAUAUUUGUCAAAAAGGGUUUCAAAGAGAUCAAAAUCUACAGCUUCAUCGAAGAGGGCAUAAUUUGCCAUGGAAGUUAAAGAAAAGGAAUAUCAAAGAAGCAAGAAAAAAAGUAUAUGUGUGCCCAGAGCCAACAUGCCUUCACCAUGACCCAUUAAGGGCCCUCGGGGACCUCACUGGAAUCAAGAAACACUUUUUCAGGAAGCAUCAUGCAGAGAAGAAAUGGAAGUGUGAGAAGUGCUCCAAAUGUUAUGCAGUACACUCAGAUUGGAAAGCCCACUCCAAAAUUUGCGGCACCAGAGAAUAUAUAUGUGACUGUGGAACCGUUUUCUCUAGGAGGGAUUAUUUUAUUACUCACAGAGCCUCUUGUGAUGCCUUAACUCAAGAGAGUGGUAGGUUGAACCUUGAAGAUAACGCCAAAUUUCAUAGUCAUGUCCUUCAAGCACCAUCACUAAAAAGAGAACAAGAGUUUAACUUAGGUCUAUCAAGAACUCCAUCAUGGUUGGCUUCUCCAAUGGCUGAAGAAGUUGUCCAUGAUCAAACAAAUAGGGCCUUAGAUUUCUCCUCAUCACCAUUAUUCCCAACACAUGUCAACCAUGAAAACCCUAACCCUACAACUACUUUGCUUCGUUCUUUUCAUUCCAUUACUUCUUCUCCUCAAAUGUCAUCAGCCACUCCUUUGAUGCAAAAGGCUUCACAAAUAGGUGUAACAAUGAGCAAAAUUACACCUUCAGAAGCCUUGCUUAGACCCCACUUAUUAUUGCAAGAGAUUCACGUGCCUGAAUAUACAACAAGGUACAUGGCUUCAUCCUCAGCUUUUUAUGGAAUGGUUAUACCUUCACGUGAAGAAUAGGAAAUGGGUUUGUUCAUGACUUGGCAUCUUAAGAGAAUAAAAUUGCAAACACUUCCAAUUACUUGGAAGAUGGUGC